AUUCCACUCCAAUUGUUCAUACACUUGGAAAUUUGAAUCCUAUCAUACCCAACAACUCAAAGUUUGAUUACCCAAAUGGCCUCUUCAGAAGAAGCCCAAAGCCAAAUCCAUGCCAACAACAUGCAGCAAGAUCACGAGGAACAAUCUUCCUCGUAUGCUAUGCAGCUUGUCAACUCAGUCGCGCUGCCCAUGACUCUGCAUGCUGCACUUCAGCUGGACAUUUUCCAGAUCAUAGCCAAAGCCGGAGCUGAUGCCAAGCUCUCCCCACAGGAGAUAGCAACCCAGUUGGGCGCCCGAAACCCUGAUGCGGCCAUGAUGCUGGACCGCAUCCUUAGGCUCCUAGCCACCUACAAUGUGCUUACUUGCUCUGUUGCUGUUAAUGAUCAUCAAGAUGAUCCUCAGAGACUGUACGGUUUAGCAUCUGUGUCCAAGUACUUUAUCCGAAAUGAAGAUGGUGUUUCAUUAGGACCCUUCAUGGCUUUGCUUCAGGACAAGGAAUUAUUGGAUAGUUGGUCUCAAUUGAAGGAUGCAAUUGUAGAAGGAGGAGUUCCUUUUGACAGGGUCCAUGGAACUCAUGCCUUCGAAUACUCUGCCAAAGACUCCAGAUUCAAUCAAGUUUUUAAUAAAGCAAUGAUCAAUCAUACCACCAUUAUUAUCAAGGAAAUCCUUGAGUCCUACAAUGGAUUUGAACACCUCACCCGUUUGGUCGAUGUUGGUGGUGGUUUAGGAGUCACCCUCAGCUUCAUCACUUCCAAAUACCCUUCCAUAACGGGAAUUAAUUUCGACUUGCCUCAUGUUGUUCAACACGCUCCCCCUUACGCAGGGGUUGAACAUGUGGGAGGAGAUAUGUUCCAUAGUGUUCCUAAGGGAGAUGCCAUUUUUAUGAAGGUGGGUUUUAUGAUUUUGCUUGGAAAACUACACAUCAAUGCAUUACAUUAAUGGAAACCUAUCAUUUUCGAAGAUGUGAUUUGGAAAUGAAUUUGCAGUGGAUACUACAUGACUGGAGUGAUGAUCAUUGUGUUAAACUGUUGAAGAAUUGUUAUGAUGCUAUACCUGAAAAUGGAAAAGUAAUCGUUGUAGACGCAGUCGCUGCAGUUUUGCCCGAGAAGGAUGUUACUGCGAGGGCCAUUGCUCAAAUGGACGUGUUGAUGAUGACGCAAACCCAUGGCGGGAAGGAAAGGACUCAACAAGAAUUCAUGAAGUUGGCAACUAAAGCUGGAUUCAGUGGAAUCAGAUAUAAAUGUUUUGUAUUUAC
Molecule: messenger RNA, 1255 nt
Organism: Rubroshorea leprosula
Lineage: Eukaryota; Viridiplantae; Streptophyta; Magnoliopsida; Malvales; Dipterocarpaceae
Source: the annotation of a GenBank genome assembly